GUUCGGACCCCAAAUCGCUCAAUUUCAUCACACUUCUCAAACAUGGCUUUUAAUUCUUCCGCCAACGAACCUCCUGCCAUCGCCGUUCACUCUCCCUCCAUCGCCGGUCGUCUACUACUUUUCUAUCGUCCUCACCGCCGGGUUGCCACCUCUCCACUCUCGCCGACGCGAAGAAUUAACCCUAACAGGUCCCAGCGCAGAGGAAAACAGGCAAAAGUUUUAGCUAGCCGUCCAGAUUUGGAAUCAUCCGAUGACAAACCCCAUUAUUCUGCUGUAUCUAAGAAAAAUCACCACCUCUCCACUCAGCACACCAUUUUGGACUACAGGUUUAGGAUGCCAACGCCCGCCUGAAAAAACUUAGAUUAUCAAACAAGCCCACCUGCAAAAAAACGUGUAUUAUAAUAUAUAUACAUUAUCGUUGAUAUAUUGGUUAACCAAUUUGUUAUCCUAUUAUUAUUUGGUGAAUUAUUGGUUGACCAGAUCGAUCUCUGUAUAAAAGGGCAUCACGGCAGCGCAGCAGAGACGAACGAACAAAUUCCAAUCUUCCGUUAUAAACAGAACAGCAGACAGGAGGAGGAGGAAGAAGAAGAAAAGGCCUUGAGCUGGAUUUUGUAUUUCAGUGCACAGGAAAUUCCGUUUAUUGAAGGCUCUGCAGCUUACAGACCACCCUCCCAACUUGCAGACACAGGUCGGGGAGGAGUUGGGAUUGGGGAAAAAUAGGAGAAAUGGGAGAGAAGAAUCUGGAGAUUGUUCAAGAUCAAACAGCAACAGAACCCAAUGGUCAAAUAUCUCAUUUGGCCCUGGAUAUUGGAGGAUCAUUAAUAAAAUCAGUAUAUUUCUGUCGAAGCGAUAGUAGUGGUAGUGGUGAUGAUCAGGAUCACGAGUGUUCUGCAAAUGGUGGUUGUGCAAAGAAGCGUCCUGCUAUUGAAGGAAGUCUGCAUUUUGCCAAGUUGGAAACAAGCAAGAUAGACCAAUGCUUAGAGACUAUCAAAUCCAUGAAGCUUCAGUUUAAUGAUGAACAGGUUUUGUGCAUCAAAACAAUACAAUUGACGACAAUACAAUCAAGGAUACCAGUUUCAUUAAGGCUACAGGUGGGGGAGCACAUAAGUUUGCUGAUCUCUUCAAGGAAAAGCUCGGUAUUACCCUUGAGAAGGAGGAUGAAAUGGAUUGUCUUGUAGCCGGAGCUAACUUUUUGCUGAAGGCAGUCCGCCAGGAAGCAUUCACAUACAUAGAUGGGGUGAAGGAGUUCGUGCAGAUUGACCAUAAUGAUCUGUAUCCCUAUCUACUGGUUAACAUAGGAUCUGGUGUUAGCAUGAUCAAGGUUGACGGAGAUGGCUUAUUUGAGAGAGUUAGUGGAACUAGUAUUGGAGGAGGCACAUUUUGGGGCUUGGGAAACCUAUUGACAAAAUGCAAGAGCUUUGAUGAAUUGUUGGAGUUGAGUCAUCGAGGGAAUCACCGGGUGAUUGACAUGCUUGUUGGAGAUAUUUAUGGUGGAAUGGAUUACUCAAAGGUUGGUCUACCAUCUAGAGCUAUUGCUUCCAGCUUUGGGAAGGCAAUAUCUGAAGAUAAGGAGCUUGACGAUUACAAACCUGAAGAUAUUGCACGGUCACUUCUCAGAAUGAUUUCAAACAACAUUGGACAGAUCUCUUACUUGAAUGCACUCCGAUUCGGCCUGAAGAGAAUAUUCUUCGGUGGAUUUUUCAUUCGGGGACAGUCAUACACAAUGGAUACUAUCUCUGUUGCAGUUAAUUUCUGGUCCAAAGGAGAGGCAAAAGCAAUGUUCUUACGGCACGAAGGUUUUCUGGGAGCAAUGGGUGCAUUUGUUAGCUAUGACAAACAGCGUCUUGACGACUUGUUGGCAAAGGAGUCUUUGCAGCUACAAGUUAGCACAUCGCCGCCAGUUGAUACAGAUUAUCAGAGUCCUCUAAAUGGAGAAUCGAUAGAGAAUGAAACCAUAAAUUGCAUUAUCCAUACAGCUUAGCAAGCAUGUGUUUAUGAGCUACGGCUUCUUCUGGGUUCAUGGUGCUCCAAGAGAUGAGGAACUUAAUUUGCAGCACUCCUGCAGAUGCCCAUCAUGUGGCCUGAGCUGUUUCAUGUACCAUUUGUAGUAUUACCCAAAAAGCAAAAACAAAAAUGUAUCACCAUUUGUAGUACACGACUAAAAGCAUACAUCAGACGCAAUUAUGCAGAUCAGAAAGGCUGUAACUUCAAUCAUCAAUAAACCAAUGGUUACCUAUCAAGAAACAGAUCAGUUAUUACUUCACUCCAUAGUCACAUGUAUAAUUUCUUCUGUUUAUAUUUCUCGUAGAAUUAACAUGGAAAGGAACGAAUGAGACAUUUGGCCAAGAAAAAGAUUUGUAUUUCUGUUCAUAUUUCGUUCUGUAAAUAGAGAAAGCUACAAUGCUACUGAUUUGUCUUAUUGGAUAAUAAAUAAAACUCGAUUUCCUGCAU
Messenger RNA from Linum tenue, 2451 nucleotides. The record is from the annotation of a GenBank genome assembly. Lineage: Eukaryota; Viridiplantae; Streptophyta; Magnoliopsida; Malpighiales; Linaceae.